This is a messenger RNA of Pseudonaja textilis, 1724 nucleotides long. The record is from RefSeq and is a predicted model, not a curated record. Lineage: Eukaryota; Metazoa; Chordata; Lepidosauria; Squamata; Elapidae.
UUCCGGCGGCCGCGGAGACGAUGCCGGCGCGGAGGAGCCUGGCCGCGGGAUUAUUCGCGGGGCGGGCAUGGCUCUUCUCCCGGCGGCGCCUCCGUGCCGCCUUGCGCCGGCGACCACGGCCUGAGGCACCGCGCGGCCUUGCGGGCUCGGAGGCGGACAAGAGAGUUCCGGGCGGCCGGCUGCGCGGAGACGAGGCGGCCGAGAGCGCGGGCGGGCACCGUUGUGCCACGGCGGCCGGUGAGAAGCGGGGAGGUCGGCGGGUGCCAGGUGAAGUGGCAGCGAAGGAGGACAGCCCAGCGUCCAGCACGGGAGACGGCAGUGCUGGCCGAGCAGCCCAGGAGCUGAGGCAGCAGCUGACCAGGAAACAGUGGAGAAACCGGCAGAAGAACAAGCGGCGGCAGAAGAACAAAUUCAAGGCCUCCGAUGGCCGGCUUCUGGCGUCUUCUGCGGCAGAUGACCCCCUUGAUGAACAGGGAGGCCCGACCCCAGAUAGCGAGGUGCCUGGCAGGCAGACAUCGUCCCUGCGGCAGCGCCUGGAGAGCCGCCUAGAGGCCGCUCGUUUCCGCUACAUCAACCAGCUGCUCUACACACGCUCCAGCCAAGAGGCAGCCCAGCUUUUCCAGGAGGACCCUGAGGCAUUAGGUGUCUACCACCGGGGUUUUGCCCUACAGGCAGCCCACUGGCCCGAGCGACCCGUGGAGCGCUUUGUGCACUAUCUUCACCGUAGACCGGCCUCCCUGGUUGUGGCCGACUUUGGCUGCGGGGAUUGCACCCUGGCUCGCAGCCUGCCCAAUCGGGUGCACUGCUUCGACCUGGCGGCCCUGGACCCGCGGGUGACCGUCUGCGACAUGGCUCAGGUGCCGCUGGAGGACGCCUCCGUGGACGUGGCCGUCUUCUGUCUGGCGCUGAUGGGGACCAACCUGCGCGAGAUCCUGCAAGAGGCGCACCGCGUCCUGCGAGCCGGGGGGACGCUGCUGGUGGCCGAGGUGGCGAGCCGCUUCGCGGACCUGCGGGCCUUCCUAGGAGCGCUGGCGCGGCUGGGCUUCCGGCUGACCUCCAAGGUAGGACGUCUCGGGCAGCCACUUCUACACCUUCGAGCUGCGCAAGACCGACCGGGCGGAGACGGCGAAAGCGGCCGAGCUCCGCGGACUGGCGCUGCGGCCCUGCCUGUACAAGCGCCGGUGACGUCGGGGUUCCCGACCAAUAAAGGCCCGUCUUGCUGGCGAGUGGCGGUUCCUGUGUGGCUCUCUGGGAAAUGUAGGCGGGGCGGGUGUCGUGCGCAGGCGCGCGGCAGCGGGCCGAUCGCGGCGGCGGCGGCGAUGUCGGGGUCCGGGGGCGGCAGGAUAGAUGUCAACCGGGCCGGCGCGGCGGAGCUUGAGCGGGCGCUGGUCGGGAUCGGGCACCGCCGAGCGCGGGGGAUCGUGCGCAAGAGGGAGGAGCUGAGGGGCUUCGCCCGCCUGGAGGACCUGCUGCGCGUCAAGGGCAUCACCGCCCGGAUCCUGGAGCUGAACCGGCAGCGCGUGACCUGCUCGCACCGGCCGGAGACGCCCGACCGCCCCCCCGCGACGGCGCCCCGGCCUCGCCGCCCAGGGCUCUCCCCACCCCGGCAGGGAGGCCGCGGGGCCACGCAGCCUCGCCCGCCCUUCCUCUUCACAGGAUGGCGGCGGCGGCGGAGCGGGAGGACCGCGCGGGGAAGUUGCCGCUGUCCGUAGCCCCGGAGGGCC